UACCUGUUGGUAAAUGAACAAUCCUGACAGCACUAUCUGUGGUAUUCACAUGUUGGCCCCCUGCACCCGUAGAUCUUUUGGUCUCAAUCUUCAAAUCACCUGGAUUUAUGUUCACCUCAAUGUCAUGCGGCUGGGGCAAAGCAAUAACAGAAACAGUACUGGUGUGAAGCCUGCCAGCUUUUUCAGUGGUAGGAAUACGCUGUACUCUGUGUAUCCCAGCCUCAUGCUUGAAAUAGCUGAAGACUGAGGGGCCAUUUAUCAAAGCUGAGGCAUACCUCAAGCCACCAAUAUCUGUGGUUGCAUACUCUGCAAUUUCCAGUUGCCAGCCUUUGUGCUGGGAAAAAUUGCAGUACAUAUCAAACAUUUCUUUGGCAAAGAGCAUAGCUUCUUGGCCUCCUACCCCUGCCUGGACUUCUAGAACUAUAUCAUUGCAUACAUCUUCUUUGUCCACAGGGAUGAGAGCCUGUAUUAGUUUUUUAUCUACUUUACUAAUCUGUUCUUCCAUUUCGACCUUCUCAUCUCGUGCCAUUUUGGCAAUUUCACUGUCCUUUUCCUCCAACAACUCCUUCAAAUUAUUCAAGUUCUUCACGAUAUCCUCCCGAUCUUUUAAAAUCUGUAUGAUUGGUUGUAACUCUAACCAUCUUUUGCCACUAUUUAUGUUGUUCUUUAGGAGAUUAUCGUAUUCAUUUUGCAAAUUUAUAAUGUAGUUGUUCAAAGAUGUGCCAUUUAGUUUCAGAUUUAAAUCAUAGCUGGGAAGAGAAGAAUAUUUUCUUCUCAAAGACAAGUUGCUCUUAAAAUUGUAUGCCAAUUUUAGAAUCUCUAACGAUUUUCGCAAGAGUGUCAUGUUUAUUGAUUAUAUAUCAAUCAAUCUCUUCAUCUCCAUACAACAUUUUCUAUUUCCUCAUAAUUUGAAAAAUAAAGAGAUUUCAAAUUUUUUGUCCAAUGCUAACCUAACCUCACUUCACUUUCACUUCAACACUCUUCUUUCUUUCGAUGACCACAGACUUCACAGUCCCUAACUUUCUUCAUAACAUUUUUGACCUUAUUAGACAUAACCUAGUUUAACAAGAAAAUUGAGACUUUAACCAACUUUUUUUUUUCAAAAUUGAAAUCACUGUUUAAAUUUGAAAUAAUGAAAUUUGAAAUCAAUACUUUCGUUUUGUUUUCGUGACUGUUGGCUGUUGGUGAUAAAAAUUAUGAAAAUAUAAAGAGAGCUUGUGAUAAAAAUGUCAAAGGAUAUUAGAUCUUUCUUCAAUAUAGUGUCCAAAAAAACUGGCAGUGGUACUACUAAACCUGCCGAAACUACUGGAAAAAAACCUAAGCCAAAAAAACCUUUGAUAGAUUCUGAUGAUGAAGAUAUCAUCAUAAGCACCCCAGAGAAAACACCAAAAUCUAGUAAACGGAAAGUCCAUCGAAUCAGUUCUGAUUCAGAAGAUGAGAAAAAGAAGAAAAACACCCCAAAAAAAUCAAAAAUCAAAGAAGAAAAGCUGAAGCCAGUAAACAUUGAUGAGAUUUUCGGAAACAAACCAAUCAAACAAAGCAAAGUAGAGCCAUUACCCAUAGUUGAGCAUAAAGAAGAAACCAACAAGACCAGAAAAGGCAAGAAAAAAAAGAAAGGGAACCCUGAAAUUGGCAUUCAUGGAGACAAUGAAUUUGAGCAAACACUCUUGGAAUUGGAUGAUGAUUUUUUGGAAGGUAAUGUUGACAUAUUGGACAAAACCAUAGAAGAAGCUCUUAGUAAAGUUGAGAAAGAGGAUCCAGAAAAUCUGUCCAAACCAGUUGAAGAAGAAAAAAAAUUGAAAAAAAGGCAAAGAGACAACUCCCAAGAGCCUCAAGGAUCUACAACAAAGAAGCAUAAACUUGAACACACUGAUUCAGGUAUUGAUCCUGAUCAAGAGGUAUUUGAAAAGAGGAGGUAUUCAGCUAUGUUAUAUCAGAAAUACAAGAACAGAGGGGGGCCAAAACAUCAUGGAGAAAAAGAAAUACCAAAGGGCAAACCAGAUUGCUUGAAGAACUUAACAUUCUUACGUACAGGUGUCUUAGAUUCUCUAGAUGGUGAAGAAUUUGAUAAUUUAGUGAAAGAACAUGGUGGCAGAGUAGUACACUCUGUGUCUAAAAAAGUGAGCUAUUUGGUAGUAGGUGAUGAACCAGGACCUUCAAAAUUAGACAAAGCUAGAGGUAUGAACAUACCAGAAAUAAAUGAAGAUGGUCUUUUAGACAUGAUCUUGGAGAAAUCAGGGAUGAAACCCAAAUUUUCAAAGACAAUAUCUAACAUUUCCAGUGAAUCUGGGAUAGUGUCUGAGGAUGAAGUAUUCAUACCAAAAAAAGUUGAUGUACCAUUAAAGAAACAAGAAGAAAAGGUUGAGAUCAAAGUGAAAGAGAAAAAAUCUAAGGAUGAAAGGACUAAAAGUGACAGCAAAAAAGAUGAUAACAAAGUGAAAGCAGAAGAGCGCAUAAAAAAAGAGAAAAAAGAGCCAAAUGAAACUUCCUCAAAGGUUGAGAUCAAAGUGAAAGAGAAAGAAUCUGAGGAUGAAAGGACCAAAAGUGACAGCAAAAAAGAUGACAACAAAAUGAAAGCAGGAGAGCACAUAAAAAAAGAGAAAAAAGAGCCACAUGAAACUUCCUUGCUUGAUGAAAAACCUAUGAAUGGCCAUACAACAAAACCAAAAAAAGAUUCCAAACAAUCCAUAUCCAAAGAACUCAUGAAAAUUACCAAAUCAGAAGAUUUACCUCAAGUAGAACGUACCAAAACUGUUUUUUCAGAUGAGUCAUUAUCUUGGACAGAAAAAUACAAGCCAAAAGACAUAAAGAGCAUCAUUGGCCAACAAGGGGAAAGCAGUAAUAUGAAUAAACUGUCCAAGUGGUUGAAAAACUGGUACAGAAAUCAGGUGCCUGAAAUCAGGAAAAAAAUACCUAGACCCUCACCUUGGGCAAAAAAUGAUGAUGGGGCUUAUUACAAAGCUGCUUUGUUAAGUGGUCCCCCAGGAGUAGGAAAAACUACAACUGCCACAUUGAUUUCCCAAGAAUUAGGUUUUGAUGUAGUUGAAUUCAAUGCUUCUGAUACUAGGAGCAAGAGGUUGUUACAUGAAGAAGUAUCUCAGUUGUUGAGUACUACUACUAUUGCAGGAUUUGCUUCAGGUGAAAAAACGACAACCAAAAAACGCGUCUUAUUGAUGGACGAAGUUGACGGAAUGGCGGGAAACGAAGACAGAGGCGGCAUGGACGAACUGAUAAACCUCAUCAAGAACACCAGCAUACCCAUAGUGUGCAUGUGCAACGACAGAAACCAUCAAAAAAUGAGAUCACUGGUCAACUACUGCUUCGACCUGAAGUUCAGCAAACCCCGAUUAGAACAAAUUAGGGGUGCCAUGUUGUCGAUCUGCUUCAAAGAGAACAUCCAAAUACCCCCCAACGCCCUAUCCGAGAUCAUAUCAAGCACAGGCUGCGACAUACGUCAAACGCUGAAUCACCUGUCUAUGUGGAGCGCAAAUGACAAAAAUAUGUCCAUGGAGACCGUCCAGAAAGAGACGAAAAAUGCGAAAAAGGACACCGUUUUGGGGCCCUGGGAGGUCGUCAGACUAGUCUUCACCGAGGCGGAACAGAAGAACAUGACCUUGGCCGACAGAUCGAGACUGUUUUUCUACGAUUACAGCCUGGGGCCGCUUUUCGUACAAGAGAACUAUCUAAACGUUACGCCGAAUUGUCCAAAGAAAGAGGUGAUGAAAAGGGUGGCAAUGGCUGCUGAUGCCAUCAGCAUGGGCGACUUGAUCGACGCGAAGAUAAGGGGCUCGAACAACUGGUCGUUGUUGGAGAGCCAGGCGAUGUUUGCGUCGGUGUUGCCAGGUUUCCACAUGCGCGGCAACGUCACGGCUCGCAUCAACUUCCCCGGCUGGCUGGGCAAGAAUUCCUCGGCUACCAAGCACAAGAGGAUGCUCGGCGAAUUGCAUAUCCAUGCGAGGAUCAGUACUUCUGGUAGCAAGAUGGCCAUGAAACUGGACUACCUCGUCCCGCUUCGUAACGCCAUUAUCAUGCCACUGAAAAAAUACGGCACAGAUGGCGUCCAACAAGCCCUAGCUGUCAUGAAGGCGUACAACUUGCUCAGAGAAGAUCUGACGAAUCUCGUCGAGCUUUGUCAAUGGAAGGAUGCCAAAAAUCCUUUCAAUGACAUCGACGCAAAGGUGAAAUCAGCAUUUACGAGGGCGUACAACAAAGAAGCCCCCCUUCUACCUUUUUCAUCUGCAGCAGGGGUGUCAAAAAAGAAAUCUUCAACAGAAGAAUCCACGUUAUUAGAUGAAGAGGAAGAAUUUGCGGAAUCUGACGAUGAAGAAAAUAAAGAUGAUGUCACUGAAGAUGCCAUGAUAAAGGUGAAGACUAAAACGGAAAAAGGUAAAAAAGAUGCGAAAAAACCCGGUACUAGCAAAGCUAAAGAUUCAUCGAAAGGAAAAACAAAAAAGGGAAAAGGAAAAUGAAAUCAUUUUAGGGAACACUUUUGAAACAUCUCUGGCGAUCUGAAAUUACUGUUAGAUCUGUAAUAUAGUUUUAUUUUUUUUACAAGCUUAUUAUUAUUAUUCAUUGUGAAAACAUUAUUCUGUAGCAUCAUGUUUUGUUAUGUUUUUUCUUACUACUAUAUGUUAGUUUUUGAAAUAUACCUGCUCUUUAUUUUGA
Molecule: messenger RNA, 4665 nt
Organism: Phaedon cochleariae (mustard beetle)
Lineage: Eukaryota; Metazoa; Arthropoda; Insecta; Coleoptera; Chrysomelidae
Source: the annotation of a GenBank genome assembly